AUGGAAGACAGCACUUCAAGCGACACGGAAAGUUUCUGUUCGAGUGUUUGCCUCGGAAUGUCGGACUUUUAUCCAGAUUCCCUAUCAGCAGAUGAUGAUUCUCGUGGCUCUCCAGAUAUUCUGACUCAAGAUGGAAAGGUGUUACCUUACCAAUUUGAGCCAGAAUAUCGGGAAGAAGAGUUAAACACGAACACGGACUCAAAUACGGACAUGAGAGACAGUGGCAACGUUGAUGUUGGCAGACUUCAAGAUUUAUCUUGGUGUUCUUGUGGUCACUGUCAGAUCAUGCCAAAAGCCAACGAAUGCAUCUGCUGCCAGGAAAUCCCAGAAGUCAGUCAGAAGCUUGAAGAAAUCGGCGAAUGUGAUCAAGGGAAUGACAGGAGCAGCUGCAUUACAGAUACUGAUGCUCUCCGUGCUGUUUGCCUGAAUAAAUGGGUUCUGCAAACUGCAUUUUAUCAGUAUAGUGCCCAGUACAAUGAUCAUUAUGAAGGUCCACAGCAUAAAAAAAACAGGCAUGUUGCAUAUCGUCAGCUUGCCAGGUGGUGCUGGGGCUUUCUUGGUCGGGAGGUACGGGUUGUCCUGCCUGCUUGUGCUGUCUGUUGUAUCCGAGCACAUUUUCCUCCACCUGGAAAUGAAGAAGAUUUUGCAGCAUAUGAGUUUGUAGGGUUUAAAAGUUAA
This is a messenger RNA of Rhopilema esculentum, 678 nucleotides long. Lineage: Eukaryota; Metazoa; Cnidaria; Scyphozoa; Rhizostomeae; Rhizostomatidae. The record is from RefSeq and is a predicted model, not a curated record.